AUGAAUAACGAUCAGCCAGCUUCAUCGCCGUACCUUAUGCGCUCACCAGUACUCUCGCCAACAAUUCCAUCAUCGACCUAUCGGUUCGCGUCACUGAUCAACUCUCCAUUCUCGCCAAUCUACAGCGUAGUUGGAGCUCUGGCACCUUCAGCCAUGGAGCGCGAUGAUGCCCUGGAAGAUGACACAGAACGUCCACUACAGCCCAGAAAGGCGCGAAAAGUGUCACCACAUGCAGUGUCUGCCGAACCUAGAACUUCGACCAGACUCCGCCUAGCUACUCUUCAGAAGAAGGAACCUAAACCCGUUUCCCAGAAGCCGUCGUCUUCAGCAAAGCGCGAGCUCCGUCCCCAAAGAAAAGUUGAAGAAAGAGGCGCAGUUAAAAAGCGCGGACGGCCAGCAAAGAUGGCGAUAACGCCACGUAAAAAGAGGGCCGCUAAGGGAGAUGAGUCUGCUCAAGAUACAAAGACUGGACGCAAAGAGUGGGAGGUUGAGCAAAUAGUCGACUCUAGGAUUGAUGCAGAAACAAUGCAGCACUGGUUCAAGGUCAAAUGGAAGGGAUACGCGAGCAAGGAUAAUACGUGGGAGCCAAAGAAGAACCUGACCAACUGCAAGUCUCUGCUAGAGAACUACGAGAAGAAAGGGAAGAAACGAACAUGA
Messenger RNA from Trichoderma gamsii, 657 nucleotides. RefSeq lists its product as hypothetical. Bases 1 to 657 code for a protein of 218 amino acids. Gene Ontology annotation, biological process: chromatin organization; negative regulation of transcription by RNA polymerase II. Gene Ontology annotation, molecular function: chromatin binding. Lineage: Eukaryota; Fungi; Ascomycota; Sordariomycetes; Hypocreales; Hypocreaceae. The transcript has a single exon. Gene Ontology annotation, cellular component: pericentric heterochromatin. The record is from RefSeq and is a predicted model, not a curated record.